Acanthisitta chloris (rifleman) is the source of this 575-nucleotide messenger RNA. RefSeq names its product nucleoside diphosphate kinase. The transcript is spliced from 4 exons. Lineage: Eukaryota; Metazoa; Chordata; Aves; Passeriformes; Acanthisittidae. Gene Ontology annotation, molecular function: nucleoside diphosphate kinase activity. Gene Ontology annotation, biological process: regulation of apoptotic process; CTP biosynthetic process; GTP biosynthetic process. The coding region runs from base 10 to 471 and encodes 153 amino acids. The record is from RefSeq and is a predicted model, not a curated record.
CACAGCGCCAUGGCUGGGAAUUGCGAGAGAACCUUUAUCGCUAUCAAACCCGACGGUGUGCAGCGAGGACUGGUCGGGGAGAUCAUCAAGCGCUUCGAGCAAAAAGGAUUCCGACUCGUGGCUAUGAAAUUCCUGCAUGCCUCUGAAGAUCUUCUCAAACAACAUUACAUUGACCUGAAAGAUCGACCCUUCUUCCCUGGUUUGGUUAAAUACAUGAACUCUGGGCCUAUUGUGGCCAUGGUAUGGGAAGGACUCAACGUGGUUAAAACUGGGAGAGUAAUGCUGGGGGAAACGAACCCUGCAGACUCCAAGCCUGGUACCAUCCGUGGGGACUUCUGCAUUCAAGUGGGAAGGAACAUCAUCCAUGGCAGUGACUCCGUGGAGAGUGCCCAGAAGGAGAUCAACCUGUGGUUCAAACCUGCAGAGCUCAUCGACUACAAGUCUUGUGCCCAUGACUGGAUCUAUGAGUGAUUUGUGCCUUCCUGACACCUCAUCUCAUUCCAGCUGCUGACCUGGGAGCAACCACGGGUACCUGAGUGCUGAAAGGGACUGUCAAAUAAAGGGGUGUGAACUAA